Molecule: messenger RNA, 1777 nt
Organism: Diospyros lotus (date-plum)
Lineage: Eukaryota; Viridiplantae; Streptophyta; Magnoliopsida; Ericales; Ebenaceae
Product: secretory carrier-associated membrane protein-like
Exons: 12
Coding region: 410-1255 (281 amino acids)
Biological process (GO): protein transport
Cellular component (GO): recycling endosome membrane; trans-Golgi network membrane
Source: RefSeq, a predicted model, not a curated record
AAAUCUGUACAAAUAGUUGCAAGUGGCACGGCAUCAGUCUAGUCAAGGGGAAGUCAACGUAAAAGGAAAUAGAAAUUAUUUAAUUAAUUGUUGUGAUUCUUGUCUUUCUUGGCCGUCCGUUAGGCGUUAGAUGAGGUGUUGGUUUGGUUUGUGAAAUGCAAGCUGCUUGUCUUCUGCUGGUGUUGUGGUUUAUCCCCAAAAAAGUUUUUAAGUACACGUCGAUUCUUCAUUUUCUCAAUGUCUACAAGACUCCGUCCCUUUCGUUUGUUCCUCCGAGAAAAGGUCAGUCGACGGUUUCAAUUCAAUCGACGUUUCCAAGGAUGAGCAUUUCCUCAACCUCCUCCGCUAUAUCUUCAGAUCCUCGUACAGCCUGCAACCAUGAACCUACUCCUCUACAAUCACCGCUCCCAUGGCCUCCCCAUUCGAUCGUAACACCUUCCACGAAGAUCAAAUCAAUCCCUUCUCCAACUCAAAUUCCAGGCUUUCUCCUCUUCCUCUUGAGCCAGUGGAUUUCAACCAUGGCCAUGCUGUCCCAAUCGACAUUCCUCUUAAUACAUCUGCGGAUUCAAGAAAGAGAGAGAAACUGAGAGAGAAAGAGAAGGAGCUGCAUGCUAAGGAGGCUGAAUUGAGAAAGAGGGAAGAGCACGUCAAAAGGCUGGAAGAGGCGGCAGCUCGAGCUGGCAUAGUUCUUGAGGUGGCAAAUUGGCCUCCAUUUCUCCCACUCGUCCAUCAUGACAUCACAAAUGAAGUACCAAUUCAUCUUCAGAAAUUGUUGUAUAUUGGCUUUGCAACAUUUUUGGGGGUGGUGGGGUGUCUGCUAUGGAACAUUUUGGCUGUUGCUGCAGCUGGGAUUACAUUGGGAGAUGUGAAAAUCUGGUUCCUUUCUGUUAUAUACUUCGUCUUAGGGGUUCCACUAGCAUAUCUGCUAUGGUAUCGUCCCCUUUAUCGUACUUUUAGGAAGGAUAGUGCUGUGAAUUUUGGCUGGUUUUUCCUUUUCUAUUUGCUUCACAUUGGCUUCUGCAUCUUUGCUGCGGUUGCUCCACCAAUAGUUUUCAAAGGAAGAUCUUUCACGGGUUUCCUGUCCGCCGUAGAUAUCAUAAGCAAACAUCCUUUUCUGGGGAUAUUGUACUUCAUUGGGUUUGGAUUGUUCUGCCUCGAAUCGAUUCUCAGCAUCUGGGUUAUCCAGCAAGUAUACAUGUACUUCCGGGGCAUGGGCAAAGCUGCAGAGAUGCGCGAGGCUGCCAGAAGAACAUGAGAACAGUGAUUCAAUGCCCUCCGUUCAAGAGAAAAGAGAGAAAUUAAAUACCAUACUAAGAAGGGUUUGUUUUAAGUGCUUCUUUUUCUUGUUCAGAAUGCUUUUACUAGGUUUUUAAGAGAAAUAGCUGUUAUUGACAUAGAAAAGUAGUUGGGGCAUACAAGGUGUACCUCUGGAAUACUUGCAUUUUGGUGUGUUUGGAGUUUGUUUGGCUUCAGAGAAAGUAUUUUGGUAAACACUUCCUGAGAAAAGGGCUUGACAACAACAUCAUUAUCCGUUUAAGUGAAAGUUUUGCCAGCCAAAUGAACUGUGCAAGGGGGACCCCCUGCCCUGGCCAUAUUGCUUAAAAUGAAUGCUUUUAUAUUGCCCUUUGCAUUUCAUAUGAUCGAAGGUCGACUAUAGCAAUGAAUGGAAUGGGAUGAAUUGACAUAACGAGAAGUACUUUUUCCUGCAUGGGAGAGCAAGGGAAAUGGAUAAAAUAGAAUAAUAUUAACGUAAUUAAUUCUCUUUUAAUGUAUAGUU